Schistosoma haematobium is the source of this 9005-nucleotide messenger RNA. Its product is annotated as Serine/arginine repetitive matrix protein 2. The transcript is spliced from 3 exons. The coding region runs from base 1095 to 1670 and encodes 191 amino acids. NCBI's taxonomy places the organism in Eukaryota, Metazoa, Platyhelminthes, Trematoda, Strigeidida, Schistosomatidae. The record is from RefSeq and is a predicted model, not a curated record.
CUGCCGGAGUCCAGAAUGAGUUUAAUGUUUUUCCACAAAAUGACACUUAUAAUAAGAAUGUACCCUAGAUAAAAAUAUUUAGGUCAGAUAAAACACCAACAAUUGCCAUGAAGCUGUAAAUUAUUUAAAACAGAACGCUGCAACAGACGGUAUUCAUAAUCGCUUGUAAGGAAAAAGAAUGUGGCACACAUACCAUAUUACUACACAAACGUGACCAGUAGGUCGGAUAACUUCAGCUUAUUGGCAGUAGAAAGUUGAGUUUGUAUCAAUUGUUUGGUGUGCGCGCGUUAUUUUAGUUUAGUUACAACGUCGCUUACUUGUCACUGUGGUUUCUGCCGUUGGCUUCAAUUAAUCUAAGUGAGUAUAUUCCGUCCGUUUGUUUGGGUCACUUUCAGGUAGGCUCUCAUUUUUAAAUCUAAAUUUUCCCGUGAAAAUUAAGUAAAUGAAUGACCUUUGGUUAGUUAGUCGUGCGUUUUAGCCGUUGGAAACUUUCGUUUUGAAACGGUUUAUGGUAAAGAAGUGUGGUUAGAAUUGAUAAGCAGUUUUUAUAUGAACAACCUAUUCCCAUACAUUAGUGAUUAAGGCCUUUAUCGCGAGAUGACAUCAGCUAUGAUGCAACGAUAGCUGCUCGUCGAAAUCUGAUUGGUUCACCCAUAUACUUUUUCCCUGCUGGUUUUUACUCACAUUCCAUGGGCACCAAUAAAUCGGACGGGAGUUUACGAACUGGGCAACAAUACUGGAGUCAAAAGAGGGGUCUAGCUUCCCUGUAGAGCAAUUUAUAUGGUUCACUAACCACACAUUGGUUUUAAAAUUGACACACUUCGAAUGCAUGCAAAAUUAGAGGGAGCUAUGUGACCUAUCCAUGGUUUCACUUGUAACAUCUCGAUGUGAUUGUUGAAGUUCACACCAAGGUUUUUUCAUUGUACACUAUGUGAUUGCCUUCAUGGCUUAUUUUUUAUGGGUCUUAUACAUUUAAUGAGCCUGUCCACAUUUUCUUCUGCUUUCUGUCUCGCUUUUCGUGGCGAAAGGUUAAACUUCCACCGUGGAACUGACACUUGCAUUAGUUCCCUUUAGCACAACGUACUCCAAUUACAAUGUAUAAUGGGAUAGGCUUACCAACUCCUCGAGGCAGUGGGACGAAUGGAUAUGUUCAGAAGAAUUUGGCCUUCAUUAGUAAUUUCAAAGAGCAAAACCCUUACAAAACAGAGGAAGACAUCAAGAGAGCAGAUGCUCUGCUGUUCAAGGAACCAAAUAAAGAAAUACUAGAGCAUGAACGGAAACGAAAAAUUGAAGUGAAAUGUUUUGAGAUGGAACAAGAAAUGGAGGAACAAGGUUACACGCAGAGCGAAAUCGAAUUUAGGGUCAAUGGGUUUCGCAAAAAGUUGCUGGAUGAGUUAAAGGCCUCUGAAAUAAAAAAGACUCCCAAUGUGGAGCCAUUCGAAAUCUCUCAGUCUGAACACGGUAAAUUGCUACCAAAAGGGACCCAUGAAAAUGCUGCUGUAAAUAUCCUUAAAAACACAAUUUUCAAAGAGGCCCUGGGAAUCGGGGAACAAUUUCAAGAUGGGAAUUCCGUAGAGUUGGCUGUUCAGCGAAAAAAAGAUGACGCAGAAACGAAGCGUCUAGUCGAGGCACAAAAGGAGAUGAAGUAUGUUUGUGAUUUUUUAGUGUAAAUAUCCUGUAAUACACUACUCAACACUUUGGUGUUUUGAACUCUGAUUUGGAUACUAAAUACCUGUUUCUGUGAUUUUUUACUUUGGUUUCCUUCACUCAAUAAACGGAUGUCAUAUUAAGUAUUGGGGUCAUAGCGUUGCUUAUUUACUUACGCCUGUCAACCCUCGUGGAGGAGCAUGGGCCACUUACUAGCAUUCUACAUCGGACUUUGUCCUGGGCAAUCCUUUCCAGUUGUUUCCAAUUAUUAUCCAUCCUUUUGAUGUGUGCAUCCGACUCUCGGCACAAUCAGUUCUUUGGCCUCCCUCUUUUCUGUUUAUCCUCAGUAUAUCAAGUUAGCGCUUGCCUCGUGAUGUAGUCUGAUGAUUUCCACAAUGUAUGUUCUAUCAAACUCCAGCGAAUUUCCCUAAUUUUCUCUUCAGUUGGAAGUUGGUUUGUUCUCUCCCACAGUGAGGUAAGCAGCCUUGUCUAAUACAUCUGUCAACUAUCCUCCAUACACGACUUUGCAGUGUAGUUUGUCGUAUGAACUCUCUAUGAUGUUGAUGGUUUUCUCAGGUACACCAUAGUGUCGAAGAAGGUUCCAUAAGGUUCUCCUAUCCACACAGUCGAACACCUCAUAGUCAGUGAGGUUGAUGUAUAGUGACGAGUUGCAUUCAAUUAAUUGUUCAGCGAUGAUCUAUAGUGUCACUAUCUGAUCAGUGCUUGAACGGUCCUUACGGAAUCUGGUCUGUUGAUCUUGAAUUUGGCCGUUUACCGAAUCUUUCAUCUAGUUCAGCGACAUUCUGUUGAAAACUUUCCCUAGUACCGACAGUAGUGUGAUGCCUCUCUAGUUCCAACAUUUUCUCAGAUCUCCUUUCUUUGGUAUCUUAAUCAGGUCGCGGUUGUGACUUUUCUCCGGCUGAUUGUCACGUGAUUGAUUCAUCAAUCAGAAUACGACUUAUGUGACCUUAGCACUGCGCCAAACCAAUGAUGUAUUGAUCGGUAUGAGCAGCCUAGCAUCCUCACUAGUCCUUUUUCCUGCCUAGCCCUGCUUGUUAAGUUCAGAACGCCGAUAUCAGCUCCCACUAUGCGAUUCAUUUAUUUCAAACAUACUUGGUUUACAUACAAGCAAACCAGACCACAUCCCACCAUAAAGUAAAAAUAGCUAUUGUACAAGAUCAAGCCAAAAUGUGACUGAUUGUGGGAGACUGUAAUUAAUAAACCGCGUGUAACUUGAGAAUAUUAAAUCGUAUAAUAAUAGUCUAUGGAUCAAAAUAGAACUUAUAAUAAGAGGAGUAUAGAUAUACAUAAUCUAGUUACUUAAUAGUUAUACAAUAAAAAUAUAUGCACAAUAUUAGUCCAUUAAUAGCUCUCAGAAGUUACCCAUAAUUUAAUCUCCGCUAGGAUAUAACACUAUCCUCUUUUCAGUCUGUCGAUACUUUUUCUUCCUCACAAACCUUCCUGAACGGAACGUGAAGCGUGUUUUCAGUUACUUCUAUAUGUGACCUGAGUGUUUUAGCUGGUAUGUUUUCGGGUCCAACUGCUUUCCCACUCUUGAUUUGUCUGAUGACCAUCCUUAUUUCUUCCGUUGUUGGUGGAGUGCAAUCAGUAGGAAGGUCUGUAUAUGCUGCUUCGAUGUGCGGUGGGUUGAACGGAGCUGACCUUUUGAAGAGUUCCUCAAAGUGUUCUCCCCAUCUGUUCCUUUGUUCGUGAACUUCAGUGAUUGUUUUGCCUUAUUUCUCCUUGACCGGUGUUAUAACUUGUACUUGACCUGUGUCCUAUUAAUGUAUGACGUAAUGAUACCGCCAUUAGAGGACAGUAAUGCUCUUCUUCACUUGCUUGUUUAAUUCAGUGCAUUCAGUUUGUUCCUUGACUUCUUCUGUUCUUGUUCGGCUGUUGUUAAUUACUGUCUUCUCGUUCUUCCUUUCUUCAAUUUUGUCCAAGGUUCCCAUAGAUGAUGAUGCUUGUUGCGACCCACAACCUCCCGAAAUUUGCUUCUUUGAUCCAUUUCCAAUUGUCGUCCAUCAUAGUUUCUUCUUCUUUGAGUAGAUCUUGUAAUGCUUGGAACCUGUUAUUGAGAGUUAUCUUGAGUUGGUUGAGUUUGUCAGUAUCUGGAAGGAAGUAUCUACUGAAUCUUUGUAAUACUGUUUUCCCAGUUGUCCAGUGUUUGUUUAGCUUCAGUUUCAUCUUGGCAACCAUCAGUUGGUGGUGAUCUGAAGCUGUCAGCUCCUAUCCAGGUUCUCAUUUCCUCCAUUGACCUGAAUUUUCUGGUGAUGCAAAUAUGGUCGAUCUGGUUCUGUGUAGUGUGAUCUGGUGAUACCCAUGUAACUUUGUGUGGUAAUAUUGUGCUGCCUGUAACCAGUUUGUUGAGUGCACGUACAUUUGCAAGUCUCACCAUUCUCGUUCGUUUCUCCCAGUCAAUCCAUGUGGUCUCAUGAUAUCUUCAUAUCCGGUGUUGUGCAUUACGACUUAAGCGUUUAGAUCUCCCACCAGGAUGGUCUGGUUCUUUCCUGGGCAUUUCGCCAUGAUCGAUUUCAGCUUCUCGUGGAACGGAUCUUUAUCGUCGUCAUUGUUAUCACUGGUUGUUGCACAACAUUGGAUAACAUUCAUUGUAAUUCCCCCCUUCUUUGUUUUGAAGGAUGCUUUGACGAUCGUGGGUCCGUGAGAUUCCCAUCGUAUAAGUGCGUAAUGUGCUUCUUUGGACAGCAUCAGAGCCCCUCCCCGAAUGUGUGGAGCAUUUUCCUCUUCGUGACUGGAGUAACGCAGCAUCUCUGCCGUAUCUAUCCUUCUCUAUCCAGCUUAGAUUCAAUAGGUUCUACUUAUUCCUAGAAACUCUAAGUUGUAUCUCCUCAUUUCCGCAGCUAUUUAGUUGGUUGUUCCGGUCUCCCACACUGUCCGAACAUUCCAUGUAUCCAUAUUUAUUGUCGUUUUUCUGGUUGUUAGAACGGGUAUCGGUCUCAUGACUUCCGAAGAAUAUCGGCUUUAAUCAUGAGGCGUCAUAAUUAUUCCAAAUGAAGGUCCUUCAACUCAGAGGCGACAGUCUAAAUGGUUUAAGUUAUUUAUUCUGGUUAGCGUGUUUUAGCAUGGUUGUUUUCUACGGAGUCGGGUUACUGACUUUGCACUCGACCCUAUUUAAACACAGAAAUAUUGUUACGAAGGGACACCGAUUAUAUAUGCACUACACAAGUCACUUGACUUGUGUGUGGACUGUGAUACUGCCCGGGUGCCCAGAUCGAAGCAGGUGGUUUGUUUAGGACGUUGCGCCCGGAGCCUUCGACCUAAAGAUCUGAUCCACAAGGCAGUGGACUAACGUGAGGAGAUGCAGUCCCAUGGUAUCGGGUGACCAACGAUAAGAUCAUACGCCAUUUUUUCCUCAGGAUCCUGGAGCCCAUGUGCACCAUUGGUUUGGAAUCAAGGUUUUACAGCUCCCCUAGGUGGAUCCUUCAUAUCCACCAACCCGGUUAAAGCGCCGUACAUUCGCCUUUCUUCCUCUCAAUUUCGUAAACAAUGCCCUUACCGCGAGAAAGCAGUGAGUAGGACUUCACUGACAGUGGCUGCAUGUACGUGGCCAUGUGAGAGCAUUUUAAGAGGGAGAGCUGACUGUCCCCACCCUCGACCGUAUCAGGGCGUUUAGGGCUACUCGAACCUCUUUUACCCGAGCUUGAGACCGGCAAUAGCCCUAGAAGAGCUACAAGUGGAGUAAUUCUUAUUCACAGAAAUGCAUUUAUGGUGUGUUAAAUCAACCAUAAAUUAAAUGUACAACGUGUUUCAGUCACGGUCUUAGGACUUUUAUUAACUCUGAAGCUCAUGAGUUCUAUUUAUCACUGUAAAUAAUUAGGGCUGACAAAGAUUCGGACAUGUGUAAUAUGAAUUUAAAUCGAUCCAGGUUAAGGGACAUUACCUAGCUAGUCACUACCUAAAGCUAUUAUGAAAUUAGGAAAACCUGAAAAAAUCACACAUGACAAGUGAAAUAUGUAACAGAUCUGGAAAUAUCUCUGAAGGGGACGAAGUAGUUCUGUUUAGGAUAUUUAUUGCAGUAACAACUGUAGUCAAUACACUUUUAGAUCUUGAUUUUAAACUCCACUCCACGUACUUCGGUUCUGACAUUCGAGUAGUGAUUAGUCUGCAUAUAACUACACUGUGAAUUAAACCAAAUUACAUGGACCUGUUUAUUUUAAAUGAGUUACUUUAAGGGUGUUUAUUGGUUUCACGACAUAAACUUAAUUUAUCAGUUAACAGCUAGCUGGUUACAGAAGAAUGACUACUGUAGGGCUGCUGAGUAUUCAGUUUGUAUGUAGAUAUCCCAGAAAACGGAAUGGUAACAUUGCAUACUGGAAGGAAAGCACACAAUUCCAAGUGUUUUAUACUCCACUAACAAUACAACCGUCAGAAUGAGCGACAAAAUAAAGGCAAUUCUAAUAGCAAUAGACUAGAGAAUGCCCUGGUAUGGCCCUGAGAGUGGGGUGGGCCCACCUUACCUCUCGAAAUGCUCUCACAUGGCCACGCGUAUACAGCCUCUGUCAGGGAAGUCCUACUCACUACCUUCUCGUGGCGGGGGUGUCGUCUACGAAAAUGAGAGGACGAAAAGCGAAUGUCCGGCGCUUUAACCGGAUCCCAAACCAAUGGUGCUUAUGGGCUCCAGUAUCCUAAGGGAACAAAUGGCGUAUGAACCAAUCAUUGGUCACCGACUAUCAUGGGACUGCAUCUCCUCAUGAUGCUCCACUGCCUUGUGGGUUAGACCUUUAGGUCAAAGGCCCGGGGUGUGGCCCCCUAAGAAGACCACCUGCUUAUGUCUGGGCACCCGGGCAGUAUCACAGCCCACACAAACACAAAUAUGGUGUGGCACAUAUAUAUUUGGUGCCUUUCUGUACCAAUAUUUGUGUUGAAAUAAUAAUAAUAAAGAGAAAAGGGAGUUGAAAAAUUAACUUCCUGGAAGUCCAGGAGACUAAGUGGACGAUGCAUUUCCAUAGCGGCCGAAAUUAAAUUUUAUCUUUUAUAAACGAUGAGGCUUUUUAUUUUUCCUGUAUUCAUUUUUUAAAACUAGUCUUACACAUUGGUAACUGAUCUAACUUAGUAAGCAAGUGCAAACUCAUGUACUGGUCUUUGACUCACUCUUUUUCUACUAGCAGGUGAUGUUAAAUGACUGUCCACUACAUAGUAUGUUGACAAAGUUUCAAAUAUGACUCGGGAGUUGAAAGUCACGAGUUUUAACCAGCAAACCACAGGGCUAAAUUAUAGACUAUUAAUUAUUGUUUUGUGAAUAUGUAGAGAAUAACAAAUCGAUGAAACUAACAGUGAUAUAAUAGUUACGACGCAUACAGUAAUUACUAACUUCUAACCUUACACUGUCUAUCAUCAAGCUUCACCUACUGCGCGUGUGCCACAUUUGGGUCAUACCGAACCAUCACGUCUGACAAUCUUAUCUCUGUGCUAAUGAGGUGUGGCAACUUGAAUCUAUGUACAUACGUACCAGGUUCUACGUUGCAACCAACCGAUUAACCCACUAAUCACAUACUUUAUUUAUUUCAGGAUUCAAAAUAAAUCACUACUAGGAUACUUUAUCAUGUAGGAACACUUAUAACAUCAUAAGUAAUUAAGUAUUUCGGAAAUUAAGUUAUAAAUAAUCUCAACAUAAAUCGUAAUCCAUUAAAUAAACCACGAUGUCGCUUCGGAAUGAAUAACACAGUUAAGUAAAUAUUCAUAUAAACAGUCCUCAUGCUGAUUGAUUGGAGAUGAUUUAUGCUACUUUGAGGGAAACUAGCUAUGUAUUCAUAGUGUCUCAUUCAAAUGAAAUACUAAUUCUGAACUUGUCUUAAACCUCUUAAGUUUCAAGAAGUUGUUCCAUUCUUCAAUCAAGUUCAUUAGGUAUGUAAGCUAAUGCUAGUACUAUAAUUUACAAUGCAUCAUUUGGAGGUAUGUGGAGUUCAUAGUGCAAACUUAGAUAACAGAAUGACCAUGAAAUCUUUCUCGUGGAUUUUUUUAUUGCAUAUUCAGUGUUGAUCGAUUGAUUGUGCUUAGUAAUAAGAUAUAACCGAGCAAUAGCCACUAAUCAAAUGGAAUCUAUUGACCUCUUACAUUCAUCUACAGACCCUGACCAAGAACAUUAAAAGACUGGACAAUAAACCAUCCCACCACAGUUGUAUCCUUAUUUUUCCACUAAUAACAAUAGUUUUUGACAAAAUUAACAUGCCUAGCAAUUUGUUUACACGAAUCUCGCUUUCCAAUUAUGCACUUUAAAUUCUGGAUAUUUCUUAUCUCUAACAAAUAAGAGAAUUCCAAGUGAAAUUAAUGUUCUCUUGUACAUCACUUACUCAGUAGUCCAAUUAUUAACUUUUAAACCACGAUUAUGUUCUAGGCUAUUUACAAAUGUGAAACAGUCAUUUCAAUAUUGGGAUUUAAGUUUCGCGCUUCAGUACACGAAGAAACAACCAAGCGACAGUUAGUUAUACUUACUUGAUAUCUUAUCAUUUUGGAAUCACAUUGAAGGCAGUGUCACUAACAUUGGAUAGUUCAGAUGAUGAUGGUGAAGUCAGUAGUAGUAUUAGUAGUCAUUCCAAAGAUAACUUGAAACAACAACAUAAGAAGAAGAAAAAGGAGAAGAAGAAAAAGAAAUCUGUUAAGAAAAGAAAACAUUCACUAUCUGAUGAUGAUGAUGAUAAUGAUGGCGGUAGUAACGAUGUUGGCGAACUUAAUUUCACUUCAAGUUCUAUGACAUAUCAUCACGCAAAUGAUGGACGAAGUCGUCAUAAACAAUAUCAUGAACAGGAACCACAGCAGGAGCACAGAUCAACCAAGCAUAGAUCACAUUCAAAAAAACAUAAAGAUUCUCAUUCAAAAGAACGGAGGCACCAUCAUCACCAUUGAUAAUAGACAAAUAUACCUAAUGGGUUAAAACUGUUCUGUACAUAGGCAUAUAUAUAUAUAUAUAUAUAUAUAUAUAUAUAUAUAUAUAUAUAUAUGUAUAUGUAUAUAAGCACACGUUAUCUUAACUGUUGUCUAGUUCUUUUUCGUACACAAAACUUAUGUUUUAUUGUAAUAAUGUUACUAUUAAUUUUUAAAAAGGAGUACAAACUUUCAACAUACUCAUCAUAAAGUUGUUUGUCUUUUUUCAUUUGAAUAAAAAAUGAGCCUGUCAGCACUUUGUUUUUAAGUUCAUGUGUAAAAUAAUCUAAUAAUAUGUAUGAACUCAUUUGGGUACUAUCUGAAGACCAUUAUACUAUGACCGUUGUUAAUAAUACUGGUAUUAAUGCUAUAUAUAUAAAUGCAUAAAUUACACUAGGUGGUUGUUAUUUGUAGAAGAACUUAUAAAAGUAUCUAUGAUAUUAAUCCUAAACCUGUCAAGUCUUUUGAAAGUCUGC